This is a messenger RNA of Paramecium tetraurelia, 1470 nucleotides long. RefSeq lists its product as uncharacterized. The transcript has 4 exons. NCBI's taxonomy places the organism in Eukaryota, Ciliophora, Oligohymenophorea, Peniculida, Parameciidae. The record is from RefSeq and is a predicted model, not a curated record.
AUGGGAACUUAAUAACCAAAAGCACCCCAAACUAAAUAGAUAACUUAGUUUCAAAUUGAGAUUGCCUGCUUGAAAGUUAAAGGCUAUGUGGAAUUGAAUAGAGACAGACGAACUAAUUAAGCAUUAAUGAGAGAGAAAGCUUUAAAUGAAAUGUUGCGUAGUCCAUCUAGAGUGAUGGUUGAAGAGUAUCAGAAAUUCCAACAGCUAGUUCAAGAUGUUCGAUUCUUAGAGACAUGUCACAUAGUACUAAGAUAUUGUGAAAUCGUUAAAGAUCAAUCAAUAAGAAUCUUCAGAUGUGGAGGAGAUCAUUCUAAAAUUGCAGAUCUUAUGCCAUAUAUCGAGAGUAUCCUCUUUGCGGCAGAUAAUUUGAACUUAGAAUAAGUAAUGGAAUUUAAAGAUCUAAUGAUAUACUAUUUUGGACCUGGCUUCAAUGAUACUAGUAAAUUGAUUAAUGUCGAUCAAGAAUUAAGGAAACUAUUUAAAACACCUCUGCCUGAUGCAUAUGAAGUCAAUGAAUAUGCAUUGAAAUUCGCAGAAAAAUAUGGAUUCAGUGAAGAACAAUUAAAUGCUUCAGGACAUUAAUUUAGCUCUAAAAUUUUAAGACCUGCUUAAGGAGGCAUCUUGGUAGAUUAAUAAGGUUUUGGAUAAUAAUAAUUUAUGCCAAAUCCAAACUAAGGAUUUGGUGAUUUUGGAACACAAGGAGGAUUUGGUCAACCACCUAUUGGCGGUUUUGGAAAUCCACCUUAACCAGGAUUUGGCUAACCACCUGUAGGAGGAUUCGGUCAACCACCCUUGGGAGGAUUUGGAAAUCCACCUCAACCAGGUUUUGGUCAACCGCCUGUAGGAGGUUUUGGUCAACCCCCUGUUGGAGGUUUUGGAAAUCCACCUUAACCAGGCUUUGGUUAACCACCCUAAGGAGGCUUUGGAAAUCCACCAUAAGCAGGAUUUGGUCAACCACCUAUUGGAGGUUUUGGAAACCCAUCUCAAGGUGGCUUCGGAAAUCCACCCUAAGGAGGAUUUGGUUAGUCAUAACCAGGAGGAUUUGGAUAAUCGCAACCAUAAGGUUUUGGAACACAAGGAGACUUUGGCAAUUCCUAAGGAGGUUUUGGAUAAGGUACUUAAGGUGGGUUUGGAAAUUAACCUCCUUAAAAUGGUUUGUAUAAUUAACCAAAUAAUUAAUUUGGUAAUCCUCCUACUGGAGGGUUUGGAACGACUGGAGGAUACGGUUAAAUAAAUGGGUCUCCAAAUCCUUAUUCAUGUUUGAAUUAAGGUCCUUAAAUAAUGGCAAGUUAAAGUAUGAAAGUUCCUUAAUAAUAUUAAAAUCCUUCUAUACCUUAAUAGCCAUAGGUUUAACCAGCAAUUCAACCAUAACAAACUCCUGGCCAAUAGCAAUCAAAUAUAGUUAACCCAAAUACAUAAGCUCUUGAUGAUUUGGAAGCCAGAUUAAGAAACCUUGAUAAAGCCUUAUGA